Sphaerodactylus townsendi is the source of this 4872-nucleotide messenger RNA. It is a transcript of the gene DIXDC1, whose product is annotated as DIX domain containing 1. The record is from RefSeq and is a predicted model, not a curated record. Gene Ontology annotation, cellular component: cytosol. The transcript is spliced from 17 exons. Bases 170 to 2101 code for a protein of 643 amino acids. Gene Ontology annotation, molecular function: protein binding. NCBI's taxonomy places the organism in Eukaryota, Metazoa, Chordata, Lepidosauria, Squamata, Sphaerodactylidae. Gene Ontology annotation, biological process: canonical Wnt signaling pathway.
GCUCAGACUGAUGAGUGCUACCAGUAGCAACAGUUAAUUGAGCAGACUUUUGCAUACUGCGGAGGUAGUGAGUUGGGGAGAAUGGGGCACCUUUGGUUUACUUCUGUAUGCAGCCGUCAGCCAAACACAAUCUGAAACUACUAGCUAUUAAAUCCUGUGCUGUUUGGAAAUGUCUGCAACUAUAAAGAGGGAGCUGUUUAACCGUGUAAUGGAUCCUCAAGAAGCGUCUUGCUCCAAUGGAAGGAGGCAGCAUCAGCUGCAGGCGUAUGUGGCCUGGGUGAAUUCGCAGUUGAAGAAGAAGCCGGCGGUGAAGCCAGUGCAGGACCUCAGGCGGGAUCUCCGGGAUGGGGUCGUCCUGGCUUUUCUCAUCGAGAUUAUCGCUGGUGAGAAACUGAGUGGAGUCCAAGUCAGUCCCACCAGCCAGCAGGAAAUGAAGGAAAAUGUGGAGAAAGUCCUGCAGUUUGUGGCAUCCAAAAAGAUCCGUAUGCACCAGAUCACAGCUAAAGACAUCGUCGACGGCAACCUGAAAUCCACCAUGAGGCUGAUCCUUGCCUUGGCUGCUCACUUUAAGCCUGGCUCGAGUAAAGCUGCUGGCCAGACACCGUCAGGCACAAUGGGGAAGAGCCCAGCAGGAGCAGCAGCAGCAGCAGUGGCCAAUCACAGGCCUCGCUCGGCAGCCGCCGUUGCCCAAGAUGCCAUGGUGACCCUAGCAGAUGUUCGCCAGGAUGUCUUACGCUCAGGACGGGAUGUUUUCCGGCACAAACAGAGCAGCAACAGCAGCAUGGAUGAGGACAUUGAGCAUCCCUACUGGAGUGUCCGCGCACUGGUGCAGCAAUAUGAGGGGCAGCAGAAAACACCUUCGGAGUCCCGCACCUCCAGCCUCACGUCGCCCAGCCCCGUAAAUAGCGCCAAGAGCGAGUCCAGCGCUACCCCUUCGGAGGAAAAGGCAGGAUUUGACAUUGUUCGUGAAGAAGAAGCCGAGACUAGAACAGAAGAAGCGGGCUGUCCCUUUCCCCUGGAGUGGCAGGCAUGCUGUCCUGCAGCAAGCUUGGAGGCUUCGUGGGAGGAGCAACUGCUGGAGCAGCAAGAUCACUUAGAAAAGGAGAUGGAAGAAGCAAAGAAGAUGAUUUCAGGACUACAGGCCUUACUGCUCAAUGGAUCGCUACCUGAGGACGAGCAAGAGAGAUUGUUUGCCCUUUGUGAGCCGACGGCCUGCCCCGAAGAGCAGUUGAUUAUAAUCCGGAGCCAACUGGACCAGAGCAUGGAAGAGAAUCAGGAGCUCAAGAAGGAAUUGCAGAAGCACAAGCAAGAAGCCAGAAAUUUACAGGGAAUGAAGGAUGCCUUGCAGCAGCGCGUAGCUCAGCAGGAUGCUCUGAUUCUCCAGCUCAAGCAAGAGUUGCUGAGAGCCAACAUGGACAAAGAAGAGCUACACAGCCAGCAUGCUGAUCUGCAGAGGAAGGUGGAAGAGAGGAAUCGACUGCUGGCAGAAUACAAAAAAGAGCUGGCCCAGAAGGAUCGCCACUUGCACCAGCACCAAGCCAAGAUGGAUGAGAUGUUGCGGCAGCUCUCCGAGGCCAGCUACCAGCAGGCAGAUUUGGAACGGGAGCUGGAGCACAAAGAAGCCCUCUUGGCCCAGUGUAUGAAGAAGGAUGCCGAGGAGGUGGGCGGGGCUUCAGAGGGAUUGAAUUGGGGUGUGUGUGUGUGUUUCCUGCAUUCAAAGCCUGUGCUGCCCCUGCGCUUUCCCCACACAGUGGGCGGCCUGUCCUGUCUUCUCACAGCUGCCCGGCUUCCUUUCUUCGCAGAACUGCCUCAUUCUCACAGCACCCCAGCGAUGGGCAGCAGCGCCUGCACCAAAGUGCUCUACUUCACGGAUCGCUCCCUCACGCCUUUCAUGGUCAACAUACCAAAGAGGUUAGGUGAUGUGACUCUGAGGGACUUUAAAACAGCUAUCGAUCGGGAAGGAACACACCGGUACCAUUUCAAGGCCUUGGAUCCGGAAUUCGGCACUGUCAAAGAGGAGGUUUUCCACGAUGAUGACAUCAUCCCUGGGUGGGAGGGGAAGAUUGUAGCCUGGGUGGAGGAGGACCACGGGGAGAACUGAUUGGAUCCCUGCAACGCCUUUGACUAGGAAGCUCUACCACUGGCUGGGGCACUCACCAGGUACUGACCAAAAAGGGUGCGAACUGGGAUGCAUCUGAUGCCAGCUGCCAAAAGAAAGAGAUGGACUUCUCUGCGAAAUGACGGGUAUUAUGUUCCUCCGUGCGCGAGGACACCUGGCACUUGAGUUCUGUGGCCAAACGUUGUGACGUUCAAAAAUCCUAUGCUGUUGGGAACGAACCACCUCUUUUUAUUCCAUCUGUGUGGGCCUUAACACCAUGUUUCUCCCGGCUUCUUGUUCCUGCCGUUCUCAAUAAUCCAGAUCGCUUUCAUUGGCGGCAUACAGUAUUACAAGGAACCUUGCCCUUAUGAAUAAAACUGCACCAGCCUGAGCUAGAUUGAGCUGUUGCAGCUGCAUUCGUCACACCAGAAGCACUCGCCAACUUAGCAUUCCUCUUCCAGCAGCGAAGCCAACUUUGGUUCUAUCAGCACCGGAAACCCAAGAGUCUUGUGGUGAGACCCAUGUGGAACUGGAGUUGGAACUCUGCACUAGUGGCUUCAGUUUCAUGUGGACCUCGACACCGGGUUAAUGGCACAAGAGGGGUCACUGUGCAAAACCACCCCCGAAAGAGACUCACUAGACUCCUGUCCUUCCUGAUCUCUGGAUUAAAACCAUCAGCAAUUCCCUCGGCUCCUUUCUCCUAUGCCUGCAUCAUCUGAUUUGUUUUCCUCUAGUAGAAUGUGCUUGGAAGUGUUUGCUGAGGCCCACAGACUUCUCUUGUGGCCAACAUGUUCUCCGCAGGCACCUUCAGUUCUGUGAGCUGACCUUCAAGAUCCCUUUCUGCCCACCACGGGUCCCUGACUUUGAGUAUAUUACCAAGUUGAAACCGAGAUGGAUGCAGAGUGCGUCGUUUAAGGCCGGUUUUACUGAAGGAGGAAUGUCUGUCUUCUGGGCUGCACUUUUUGUACUGAAUAUGAUUCUCCAUGGAUCCCCUGGUAGACCAGGCAAGAGGCUGGAGCUAUCACAAGCUUGAAGUAGUCAGUACCAGAGGAAGAACCAGAUGUGCAAGAUGGUCCAUUGGGCUGGGAUACAGCUUCCUGAGUUUUUAGGUGCCCUGCAUAUCACUGAAGUAGGACCACAGGAAGAUGCCCUGCCCACAAGUCCUUGGCCUCACUGAAAUGCAAAGCAGGCUGUCUUUUGGGUCACACAGGAUUUUGUUCUCUCCUACCAAGGUCCUCCUCGCUCUGCUACCCCCUUUCCAUUUUGCUUCGUCUGUCCUCGUGUCCGAGCGGUGUGCUUGGAGGAUCAGAUGACAGCCCUGCAUGCCUUGGAAGCAUGUGUCCGGCACUCCCUGAAUGAGCGUCUCUGUGUCAGCCCAUCUGCCUCCCUUUUUGUGUUUGCGUGAAGCUGAACAUUUGAAGGAAAACUUGGUUUUACCAUUUUAUAGAUUCAAAUGUGUCCUUUUGUAUACCUGUUCCUGUUUUCUGGAAUCAUUUUGUAUCUGUUGAUGUCGUUGUCAUGGUUCGAGGACAAGUGUAUAUUUUUAUACCUGUGCGAGUGCUUUUUUUUCUGUAUAUUUCUGCACCCAAAACUGCACUGUAUGAUAUCCAUUUUUCUAGAGGACGCUUCUCUGUUUUAUACGACAUCCUGUUAAUGCUACCUGAAGUGGCUUCCAUAACUAGCUUUAUUUUAGUACGAAGGUACGACAGGCUCUUAACUGUUUUCUGGUUUGCCAGCAGUUUCUUGUACAGACAGUAUUUGUGUGCUGCUUGUCAGUGUUUGGAAAGUGCGGGAGUGCCUUUCUCAUCGUCCCCCUUGUUGGCUGUUAGCAUUCAGGGCGCCAGCCUCUACGGAUCAGCUGGAUUUGGAGGGAAACAGUUCAAUGAGGGAUAAAGAAGAAAAAUUCUUCUCAUCACGGAAUUACUGGUUUCUCAGUUGCAUGAAAUUUAGUGGGUCGUAAAGCGAUGGCAUGACGUUAUUUUUACUAAGAAGACCAAGAAAAUGGUCGGGUUUAUUUCAGCAAGGACGUAUUUCACUGAAACUGCGCUCACUCUCCCCUGUCACACAGCCCCGUGGCCAGAAUUCCGGGGGGUGGGCUGUCUUUCUGUAACCUCCACACAUGCCCUGUUGGUAUUUCUACAGUAACUCUUGAGAUCUCUAUUUAUACCAGCUUUGUACCACUGUUUCUUCUUCUCCCUGGGAACCCCAGUUCCUCUGUGAGGGAGUCACAGUCACAGGCAUCCCCGCAAAACUGCAGUUUCCAUGACAGUUAAACCGGUUUAAUCCUUUAUGUGUCUGAUAUAAUCAUGCACCAAGUGUCUGUUCCUUUCAGUGGACCAGGCACAAAAUUGCCCCGGGGGGAUGAACUGUUUGCAGAACGGGAGCCUGCAAUAUAAGAGAUUACAAAGGAAAAAGCUUGUUCUCUUAUCUCUGAUUUAUCCUCACCAUCACUACUUCCGAUUUGUACUCAAAUAUCCCAGAGUCAUUCUCAUUCCUUUUGAAAUGGCUCUUCUGGUUUAUUACCCUAGCGUAGCCAUGCAGGUUACCUACACAGUACUCUUCUUGUCCAUAGAAAUACUUAAGUUUUGCAAUGUCUACUGUUAAAACAAGGAUGACUCUCACUUUCCUGGGCACUGGCCAAGAGGGACCUGAAACUCGUUCGUGUUCUCUUAACAUUUGGAUAUGCUUUUAGAUUUGUGGACCAAGCCUUUCAAGGGGCCAGUGGCGGGCGGGGUGGGGGAGAGAAUCUCUAAUAAAGAGAGUUUGCAAACCGA